AUGGACUCGCGGCUACCGCACCCUCGCCAAAUACAAGCACAGCUCCAGGCACUCGGCGACGAAAUCCAGAGCAUCCGCGAAGAACACGAUGGCCACAUUGUCGGGCUAAGCCAGCGUCUGCAACAAGCUGAGAACCGCCAUCGACAACUCCUACAUCAGCUCCAAAUUGCUACGAACCGCUUUCCUGGACCGCCUGGCAGUAGUCACAGUGGUUACUCGAGUUCGACUGCCAACCUGGAUAAUCCUCUCCCUCUCUCGGAGUCUCUUAUCGGUACUGGUCGCAUCACAACACCUCCACGAGCACAUACCGGUGGCGCCACGAGUAACGACAGGUAUGAUC
Alternaria arbusti is the source of this 340-nucleotide messenger RNA. RefSeq lists its product as uncharacterized. The transcript has a single exon. Lineage: Eukaryota; Fungi; Ascomycota; Dothideomycetes; Pleosporales; Pleosporaceae. The record is from RefSeq and is a predicted model, not a curated record. The annotation marks the transcript as partial.